This is a messenger RNA of Botrytis fragariae, 276 nucleotides long. RefSeq lists its product as uncharacterized. The transcript has 2 exons. Bases 1 to 276 code for a protein of 91 amino acids. The record is from RefSeq and is a predicted model, not a curated record. Lineage: Eukaryota; Fungi; Ascomycota; Leotiomycetes; Helotiales; Sclerotiniaceae.
AUGUCAAACUCACAUACAUAUUUCUCGUUCUGGGAUCGGCUCCCUUCUCUCAUCUCAGGCAUCAGAUACAAGGAACGACAACUUGUGAUUCUGGGACGUGCAUCUCGCAGCAAGAUGCAAUACCAAGACCAACAUACAAGAGCCAGAGGCGAAAACAUUUCAAGUGUAGCCACAACAGCUCCCCCGUCGGAGAACAUCACUACGAGCUUAGAUAUGUCUACUGGUCCUUCCAAAGGCACGUUGCUCUCAGGCUCCACAUUAAGAGACUGGAACUAG